Paramecium octaurelia is the source of this 354-nucleotide messenger RNA. Lineage: Eukaryota; Ciliophora; Oligohymenophorea; Peniculida; Parameciidae. The record is from the annotation of a GenBank genome assembly.
AUGCUUGAAUUUUAAGAGUUGGUUGAUCAAUGCAGUGAACCUAAAAUCCCCAGCAUUAAGGAUACAAUUAUUGAUACAAAUGUAUUGUUUUUAAGACUCUUUCAAGACUUAAGAUCUGUAUCUAUGAAUAGUUUUAAUAAUUCAACUUUUACAAAUUCAUAAUUAAAAGAGAUUUUGCUUGAGGAUCACCAACACAUUUAGAGUAAUUUGAUAAACAUAAACGAGAAAUAUAACUUAAAAUUUGAAUUAGAAGAAAUUAAAAUAUAAUUAGAAUAGCAUUAAACUAAAUAGACAAUUGAAUUGUAGCAAUUCGAUUUUAUAAGAGGUACGAGAAAACUAUUAUAUGUGCAAUGA